CAGUCACACUCACUCAGCGGUGGUCGCAUGUGUGAAAGGCAGAAGAGAUGGAUGAUAUCGAUGCUAUGUUCAGUGACCUGCUGGGAGAGAUGGAUCAUCUCUCUCAGAGUCUAUCAGAAGCCACAGUUUCAUCAGGAGUGGACGCGACUCUGCAAGAAAGCUCCUUCUCCAUCGGCUUCGACAACCUGAACGAGUCUCUGAAUGAGCUGGAGGACCAUGAUCUGGAUGCUCUGGUGGCCGAUCUGGAGUCAAAGUCCGCUGAUGAACAAUCUCCCACACGCAACGACAACAGCAACCCCACAGGAAAUGAAACCUCACCACUUGCCGUUUAUCAAGAGUCCGAGCCUGUGGUAACCUUUCCUGUGGUCACCAAUCAGUCAUCCAGAGGUGUGAAAAUGAACGAACCCCAAACGAAAGCGGAUAAAAUUAAAGCGGCUCUGGAUAAACUGAAAGAAGCCAAAGUGAGGAAGUUGAUUAUAAAGGUGCUGAUGAGUGACAACAGCUCUAAGACGCUGAUGGUGGACGAGAGGCAGACAGUCAGGGAUGUUUUGGACACUUUGUUUGAGAAGACACACUGUGAGAGCAGCAUUGAAUGGAGCCUGUGUGAGACCAAUCCAGACCUGCAGAUUGAUAGGGCCUUUGAGGAUCACGAGUGUCUCGUGGAACCGCUGUCUGCUUGGAGUCGGCACAGCGAAAACAAACUCUACUUCUUGUCAUCGCCUCAGAAGUACAUGAUGUUCACAGAGCCUCAGAUUUUUUACAUGUGGAAGAAGAAGAAAUCUGGCAGCGAUAUAAAUAGCCAGGCCAAAGAGCUUCUUAUCAAGGAGCAUUUUGGAGGUUCUACUACUAUUGUCCCUAAUCUCGAGGGGGUGUUACACCUAAAAGAGGAUGGGAAGAAGGUUUGGAAACCUCGCUACUUCAUGCUUAGGGCCUCUGGGAUCUAUUAUGUCCCCAAAGGAAAAACAAAGUCUUCCACCGAUCUCGCCUGUUUUGUUCGCUUCGAAAAAGUCAACGUCUACACCGCCAGCAACUACAAACAGAAAUACCGAGCUCCCACAGACUUCUGUUUCCUGUUAAAGCAUCCCUGCAUCCAGAAGGAGUCUCCCUACAUCAAGAUCCUGUGCUGCGAAGACAAACACACACUUCUGCUUUGGGUCAACUCCAUCAGAAUAGCAAAGUACGGUGCUGAGCUGUACAAGAACUACCAAGCUGCGGUGACCAGAGCAUCCGCUCUGCAGAUUCCCUACUCGGCAGCAAACAAAGAGAAAUCCAACAGUGCUACCUCCCUGGAAAGCCCGUACCCAAGUUCAUGAGCCAAAUUCACUGAAGCUAAAUCAUCACCUGAGACUUGACAUCUUCAAUCCUCCUUCUGGACAAAAAUAUCUUUGAAACAAACAAGAACUUCCCUCAGCACAGCACCUUGCCUGGAGUUUGCAUAUUUGUGGCAGGAGGAUGUCCAAAAUCACUUAUUGUCCCUGGGGCCACACUUUGGACAUCCCUGACCUCAAAUAAACACAUUUUUAUUUGCAGUGGCAUGACCUUGUACUGUAAGGUGCGAGGUCAUGCCCGUACCUCAUAGUAUAAGCAUGACCUUGUACUAUAGGUCAUGGUUGUACAAAGUCAGAGAGGAAUUCUGUGUUGAUCCCAUUUGUGUUCUUGAGAAAUCUUCUCUUUUCCUGUUGGAGCUCAUUUAACACAAAGGAUCCGUUUGGAAGCACUUUGACUCCAUCCAGUGAUCGCCGUGUGAAUGACAUGUACUUGUAAAUGCAAUUUAUAAUUUUCUUAUAAUAAAAAUGUAAAAUUCAGGCAGUAAGGGGUUAGGAAACAAUGACCCGGGACUCUGGGUGAGUUAGAUAAAUAAAUAAUAAGUAUAAUAAGUGCAAUCUUGGGAGUCCUGCUGUGGACAUUUGUCCUACUCCCCCUUUCCAACAAGACAUCACAUCGUCGCUGAGGUUGGACCAUAAAGAGACUCUUUGUACAAACUGAACGUUUUGCCAAGGUGGCCAAAAAUGUAAAGCUGAAAGUAUUUUAUGGGCCAUAACGUUUUAUCUUAUUUUAUAGUUUUUAUUAAAGCUGAUUUAAAGAUG
Messenger RNA from Gambusia affinis (western mosquitofish), 2087 nucleotides. RefSeq names its product amyloid beta A4 precursor protein-binding family B member 1-interacting protein-like. The coding region runs from base 48 to 1313 and encodes 421 amino acids. NCBI's taxonomy places the organism in Eukaryota, Metazoa, Chordata, Actinopteri, Cyprinodontiformes, Poeciliidae. Gene Ontology annotation, cellular component: plasma membrane; cytosol. The record is from RefSeq and is a predicted model, not a curated record. Gene Ontology annotation, biological process: signal transduction. The transcript has 13 exons.